Molecule: messenger RNA, 4411 nt
Organism: Poecilia latipinna (sailfin molly)
Lineage: Eukaryota; Metazoa; Chordata; Actinopteri; Cyprinodontiformes; Poeciliidae
Gene: cdh8
Product: cadherin 8
Exons: 12
Coding region: 465-2864 (799 amino acids)
Biological process (GO): cell-cell adhesion mediated by cadherin; cell migration; cell morphogenesis
Cellular component (GO): axon terminus; synaptic cleft; plasma membrane
Molecular function (GO): cadherin binding; calcium ion binding; beta-catenin binding
Source: RefSeq, a predicted model, not a curated record
GUUUUUGUUUUUUGGGGUUUUUUUUCUUUUGUUUUUUUUUUUUACCUCGGAGGGAAAACCCUAAUGGAGUUUUUGGCGUUUUUUGGAAGGCAAAACGCUAAAAUAAUGCAGCAGCGGGAAAGGAUCCGAGUCUCACGAGUCUUCCCCUUGGAGUAACAGCCAAUGGACGCCACGCAGAGAGCCUCACCCCCCUCGCCAACUGCUAUGGAGGCACGCCAAGCCACGCCGGUGACCUUUAUCGCACCAUGAAUGCAAGCUCUGCCGCUCUAAGAGGACACAAGUAACCUUUUCUUGUUAUCUAAGAAGGAGCUGUUGAUCUGAAGAGAGAGGAGGGGGGAGGCGGGGCAAGAGGUGGAGAGAGGAGGAGGAGAAGAAGAAGAAGAAGAAGAAGAAGAAGAGUCCAGUAAAACAAACAGUCAAACAAGCAAAAAAAUAAAAAAUAAAAUAAAACAGGCAGCGACAGGAUGCCAAAGAGGUCCGAGGAGAUGCUGGUGGAUCUGUGGAUGUCCUUGCUGCUGGUGUGGAUUACUUGCGUCCCCUCCGUUUCCACGACCCCCGUUGGGGGCCAAUCCAGAACAGCACAAACCGGAGGGUCGGCGGCGGCGGCGAGCGGUCUUGGCGAAGGACAAAGAUUACUGAGCCGUGCCAAGAGAGGAUGGGUUUGGAAUCAAAUGUUUGUGCUGGAGGAAUUCUCUGGACGGGAUCCAAUCCUGGUUGGCAGGCUACACACAGACUUGGAUGUGGGCAACAAGAACAUCAAAUAUGUCCUGGCAGGCGAGGGGGCAGGCACCAUCUUUGCCAUCAACGAGUUAACAGGUGAUAUCCACGCCAUGAAGAGGCUGGACCGCGAGGAGAAAGCGGAGUACACGCUAACAGCCCAGGUCAUUAACGCCGACACAGACGAGCCUUUGGAGCCACCGUCCGAGUUCAUCAUCAAAGUCCAGGACAUAAACGACAAUCCGCCACAGUUCAUCGAAGGACCGUAUCGCGCGUCUGUUCCCGAAAUGUCUGCUGUUGGUACCCCCGUUACCAGGGUAACAGCCACGGAUGCCGAUGAUCCGGUGUAUGGGAACAGCGCUAAGCUGGUCUACAGCAUUCUGGACGGACAGCCGUACUUCUCCGUGGACCCAAACUCUGCCACCAUAAAAAUCGCUCUCCAUGGGAUGGAUCGGGAGGUGAAAGAGGAGUACUUUGUGGUCAUCCAGGCUAAAGACAUGGGGGGUCAUAUGGGCGGCUUGUCUGGGACGACCACAGUGACCAUCAUGCUUACGGACAUCAACGACAAUCCACCCAAGUUCUCCAAAAGCUUGUACGAGUUUGGGAUCCCUGAGGACCUUCCAAUAGGGAAGACAGGCGGCAAGGUGAAGGCGACCGAUCGAGACAUCGGUGAGAACGCAAAGUCAACGUACAACAUCAUAGAGGGAGAUGACCUUGGUACGUUCGAGAUCAUCACCGACGCACAAACACAAGACGGGAUUCUUAGACUAAGAAAGCCUCUGGACUACGAGAGCAAGAAAGCCUACACACUGAAGGUGGAGGCGACCAACGUCCGCUCGGAGCCCGGCAGCGGCGGGCCCUUCAAGGACACGGCCACGGUCAAGAUAGUAGUGGAGGACGCCGACGAGCCUCCGGUCUUCUCCAAGCCCAUGUACCUACUGGAAGUGAAGGAGAACGCCCCCGUCGCCACGGUGAUCGGGAGGGUAGCCGCCAGGGAUCCGGACUCCUCCGGGAGCCUCGUCAGGUACUUCAUCGAUCGGCACACGGAUCUGGAGAGGCAGUUCAACAUCAACGUGGACGACGGGAACAUCACGCUGGCCAAGCCGCUGGACCGGGAGACGGACAUGUGGCACAACAUCACAGUAACCGCUACAGAAGUCAGAAACCACAGUCAGAUAUCAAGAGCAAUUGUGGCCAUCAGAGUAAUGGACAUUAACGACAAUGCCCCUGAGUUUGCCACUGAAUACGAGGCCUAUCUGUGCGAAAAUGGGAAACCUGGACAGGUGAUUCACACCGUCAGCGCCGUAGACAAAGACGACCCGAGCCAGGGUCACAGAUUCGACUACCGCCUGGUCCAAGAGAUGCAGAGCAACCCCAACUUCACCAUCAAACACAACCAAGACAACUCGAUCAGUGUUGUCGCUAAGCACGAUAGCUUCCGGCGACAGAAGCAGGAGAUCUACUUCCUGCCAAUUGUUGUGUCGGACCAAGGCCAUCCGCCGAUGAGCAGCACCAACACCCUGACCAUCCGGGUCUGUGGGUGCAGCAGAGAUUUAGUAGUCCAGUCCUGCAACGUGGAGGCCUACGUCCUCCCCAUCGGUCUCAGUAUGGGGGCGCUCAUCGCCAUCUUGGCUUGCAUCAUACUUUUGCUAGUAAUAGUAGUACUAUUUGUGACCUUGAGGAGACAUAAGAACGAGCCCCUGAUCAUCAAGGAUGACGAAGACGUGAGGGAGAACAUCAUCCGCUAUGACGACGAAGGCGGUGGCGAGGAGGACACUGAGGCGUUUGACAUCGCCACGCUGCAGAAUCCUGAUGGCAUCAACGGCUACCUGCCGCGCAAGGACAUCAAGCCGGACCUGCAGUUCAUGCCCCGGGCGGGGCAGCACUCUGGCCCGAACGGCGUAGACGUGGACGAGUUCAUCAACGUGCGUCUUCACGAAGCUGACAACGACCCGACAGCUCCACCGUACGACUCCAUCCAGAUCUACGGGUACGAGGGCCGGGGUUCGGUCGCCGGCUCCCUCAGCUCGCUGGAGACGGCGUCGUCGGACUCGGACCAGAACUAUGACUAUCUCAGAGAGUGGGGCCCGCGCUUCAGAAGACUUGGGGAGCUCUACUCUGUGGGCGAAAGCGACCGCGAAACCUGACCUUUGGUCUGUUAGGGAAGAAAAGGAAAGAAAAAAAAAAGACCUUUCUAAGUUUUUCUUUUUUUCUUCUUUUUUUUGCUUUCAACAUAUUUGUGUAUUAAACACUAGGGUUUGCUGGCUCAUAGAAACGUGUUUCAAAAUAAAAAUAAAAAACAAAACAACAAAAAAAACAUUAAUAACAAAGAGCGACCACUUUUUGUAUUCUUUUUAGAGUGAGGUUUAGCAGUUGUCAUCCACUAUGUCAAGCGCAAUGUACUUGUCGAGCCAAACAAUGUCUUUAUUAGGAGAUUCUUGUGGAGUGUACCUUAGAUUCAGUGUGGAGUGUCUAGCAGUACUUCGGGUGUUUGUCAUUUGCUGUGACUGCAGGUAGCAGACAAAACCCUGGCAUUUCUGGUAGUUACCAAACCGACGGUUGGUUCCGCGAAGAUCGACCGGUCACCGUUACACCGAGCUGGACUACAGAAGCUGCAGUGGGACCAUCUGGGUCUCCCAAAGGCCCCCUAGAGGAGAGAUGAAGGGGCUGAAAAAUGAAAAAGCAAUACCUGGUCUACAUAACAAUGAUGAAUGUAUGUAAGGUUUGGAAAUCAAGCAAAAGGACUAACCAAGGAUUGGCUUUAAGGUGAAAUUGUCAUAAUUUGAUAUGUUCUCCGGUGACUUACAUUUCUAGACUAUCCGAAAGCCCCGGGAGGCUCGCUUUAUACAACUCUUUGUAUUUACAUGCUACAGGUGUGGGUCGCAAGUGUUACUAGCCUAUAAAAUACUGACAUAAAGACAAAAAACAGAAAUGUAGAAACUUUUGAGGCCUUCUUUUUACAGAAGCAACAUUAAAUACAAUUGUAAUCUACUGUUUUUUGACAACAGACGUGUUGAUUCUUCAUUCCUGUUCUAUCGGUUUUUGUAUAUCUGUUCUUAAGUCUUCAUUUCUCCCCUUCUUCCCCCUGUGCGAUUUGAAAUGAGUGUGUUUAGAUGAUUUCUCAUUCAUUUUUUUGUUUUUGCGAAACACUUGAUCACAGUUUAAUAGCAGCCAAAUCAUAUCAUGAAUUCUUGCAGGUGAUGAUUAGGCAUUGGCUUUUUAACAAACGUACGCCGAGGUUCUGUGGCUUAAAAGUCUAUUGGAUCUGAAGGUUUUAUUUGACUGUGCAGUAAUUCAGUGCUGUCCUUCUCCCACAUUUCAAUACGCACUCCUGGCUGAAAGACCUUUGUCUCCUUUGACACAUUGAACACAUCAAUGUUUUUCCUCUGUACUUUUGUUUCUGGUAGGACUACUUAAGUGAAAUUCAGACCAGAUGUCAGUAACAACCCAAGACGUCCACAUGGAUCCACAUGGAUUAAUUAGUUAACAAAUUAAUCCAUGAAUUAAAUUGUAUAAUAGCACAAAAUUGUACAGAAGAGAAAUUAACCAUGAAAAAGCUGCAAAAAGACACAAAUCCAGGAAGUCGGAUCAAAUCUGUUAGUAUUUAAUAACAAAUUGAUGUGAACUGGUUGUUGUGCAAAUUUAUGUAUUUUCUGAAGGUCUCCUACUGCCCUGUUACCAAAGAUCAAAAUGG